AUGCAAGAUAAUCUUGUAUUUUCUGGAGAGGACGCGGAGACCACGGUGAAAAACUUCAUCAAAACCCUCCUGAAGCUGCCGGAGGACACCGUAAAGAACAUCGCCUUUGAUAGAGUCGUUCGCAUCGGCCCCAUGCGGGCUGCGAACCCACCCAGAGAACCUAAACUAAGAAUAAUCCAAAAACCCAAAAAGCAAAAACUAGAAUAUAAUGAAAUAACAAACUCAAAGAACCAAAACACAAACCACUGGGUCGAUGACCCAGGGAUCCUAACAGUACCCCCCCUUAAGGGCUGGCUUCCAGACAGCCCAAACCAGAACACCAAAAACGAAAAACAACCCAACCAGGGCGGGCGGUGGGGGAAACAGGACGGAGGGCUCGAAACAAACCAAACAAGGAGCCAAAAACAAAAAAAGGCCCAAACACCGGAGCCCGGAAAGCAACAUAACAAAACACACAGCCGGCCCGGAGGACGACGGCCCAAGAGUCCAAACCCGGGCAGUUCAGGGGGCCGGCCCGGAGGACGACGGCACAAGAGUCCAGAAAAAAGUUCAGGAGGCCGGCCGGGCGGGAGGCACCGGCGGCGACGGAGCAGGUCAGGAGGCCGGCCGGGCGGGAGGCACCGGCGGCGACGGAGCAGGUCAGGAGGCCGGCCGGGCGGGAGGCACCGGCGGCGACGGAGCAGGUCAGGAGGCCGGCCGGCGGGAGGCACCGGCGGCGACGGAGCAGGUCAGGAGGCCGGCCACGACGGCGAGGACAUCCAGUCAUUGGCCUGGAAAGCGGCCGGACAGGACGUGCAGGACGAGCAGGCUGGACAGGACGUGCAGGCCGGACAGGACGUGCAGGAGAAGCCAGAGCUGGACGAGCAGGUGACGGCGAAGCCGAAGCCAGAGCCGGACCAGGCGACGGAGAAGCAGAAGCCAGAGCCGGACCAGGCGACGGAGAAGCAGAAGCCAGAGCCGGACCAGGCGAGGAUGAAGCCGUAGCUGUAGCCAAAGCCGGACCAGGCGAGGAUGAAGCUGCAGGCGACAGCGUGGCAGCCGCAGGUGGUGGCGACGAAUGCUGGAUGGGCACCUCGAACCCUCCAGCGGAGACGAACAAAGACUGGUGCGGUUCUCCAGAACCCCCAGCAGGAACAGAAGGCUGGACGGGCCCCUCGGACCCUCCAACGGAGACGAACAAAGGCUGGUGCGGU
Messenger RNA from Oreochromis niloticus (Nile tilapia), 1193 nucleotides. Its product is annotated as translation initiation factor IF-2-like. NCBI's taxonomy places the organism in Eukaryota, Metazoa, Chordata, Actinopteri, Cichliformes, Cichlidae. The transcript has 3 exons. The record is from RefSeq and is a predicted model, not a curated record. Bases 1 to 984 code for a protein of 327 amino acids.